Messenger RNA from Anguilla rostrata (American eel), 1137 nucleotides. RefSeq names its product echinoderm microtubule-associated protein-like 1. Bases 16 to 1122 code for a protein of 368 amino acids. NCBI's taxonomy places the organism in Eukaryota, Metazoa, Chordata, Actinopteri, Anguilliformes, Anguillidae. Gene Ontology annotation, molecular function: microtubule binding. Gene Ontology annotation, cellular component: mitotic spindle. The transcript is spliced from 10 exons. Gene Ontology annotation, biological process: microtubule cytoskeleton organization. The record is from RefSeq and is a predicted model, not a curated record.
AACCGCAGACUCGCAAUGGACCAGUGCGAUGACAACCUGUCGGCAGGCAGUGCCAUGGAGGUGGACGACCGUCUGGCUCACCUGGAGCAGCGCGUCCAGCUGCAGGAGGACGAGAUCCAGCUGCUGAAGGCGGCGCUGGCCGACGCCCUGCGCAGGCUGGGGUGCUGCGAGGAGCAGGGCCAGCAGCCCGGGAAGAGGGGCGCACCCAUCAGGGCUGAGGGCCUGCUGCCGGGAUGUCCCGGCGCUCUCCGGAAUGCAGGAGUCCGUCAGCUCUUACAAGCCUUACCAUCCAAGCAUCUCAGCAAUGGCUACCUGCCCCAGAAACAGCUGGGCGGCUUCCCUUCCUCCCCCUCAUCGCCUAAAAAGGAGGUGCUGCUGUCAAUCAAAAGGAAAAGCGUGUCGACAGAGCGCUUAUCCACGGCAAGGAGAGACAUGUCGUCAGACUCCCGCAGCCGAACCACCUCCUCCAGCAGCUCCUCCUGCAGCAAGAGAGACAGCAAAUCCAAAGAAUGCACCGUCAAUGCCGAGGACGGGUAUGUGCGCAUGUUUCUGCGCGGACGCCCAGUCACCAUGCAGAUCCCAGACCAGCUGAGGGACAGCUACAGCCUGGACAGCAAGCUGGACCUGACUGAGCGCAAGCUGAAACUGCAGUGGGCGUACGGUUACAGGGGCCGAGACUGCCGCUCUAACCUGUACCUGCUUCCCACGGGUGAGAUCGUCUACUUCAUCGCCUCGGCCGUGGUGCUGUACAAUGUGGAGGAGCAGCAGCAGAGGCACUACCUGGGCCACAACGACGACGUCAAGUGUUUGGGAGUACAUCCAGACAUGGUCACCAUAGCAACUGGACAAGUUGCUGGAACCUCCAAAGAUGGCAAGCAAUUGGCCCCUCAUGUUCGAGUGUGGGACUCGGUCAGUCUCAACACCCUCCAUGUUAUUGGGACAGGGGUGUUUGACCGUGCAGUUACCUGUGUGGCCUUCUCCAAGUCAAACGGUGGUGCCUAUCUGUGCGCUGUGGAUGACGCCAAUGACCACAUCCUGUCAGUGUGGGACUGGCAGAAAGAGAAGCAGCUGGCUGAUGUGAAGGUGAAUGACAGAACACUAACGUUCCUCGUAAUACGCUAACGUCCUUUGCUAUAC